CAUGUCUACUAAUGCGGAAACUUUGCCUGUUGUAUAUUCCUCCUUACAAUCAAGGGAGGUCAAUCCUUCUUCCGUUGCCACCAAUCCUGAUCAAAACUCGUCCACAGCGAUGAGUGCGUCCAAAAAACGAGGUCCCAUUGUAGGUCACAUGAAUGUUGAACGAUCGUCGUCGGAUGAGAAUCAGUCUUUUCCAGAUUUAAAUGACGAAUUUUUUGAAGAAAAGCCCAAAAAGUUUGGUCGAAAGACUGAGGAGAAUGAAUCGCUUUCAAAGAGAAAAGCACAGAAUCGUGCUGCACAGCGUGCUUUCCGUAGACGAAAAGAAGACCACCUUAAGACUUUGGAAACUCAAGUUGUGAGUCUUCAGCAGCUUCAUUCGACAACGAAUGUGGAGAAUGAUGAAUUGAGAAAGCGAGUUAAGCAACUGGAAGAUGAACUUGCUGCUUUGCGGAAGGGAUCGUUUACCUUUGAAAUGAGCUUGCCUCAGCGAGACCCUUCUCUUUUUUCUGUUUCCAAUAACAUAAAUGCACCAUCUGUCGAACCAUAUAAAAACUCUACAUUUGAUACUCUUCCUUCAACGCAAAGUAAUUCUAAUUCUUCAUCGAACCCGGACUCGAUGUCAGCGAACGGUACUCAAUAUGGAGUUCCUGGUUUGCAAUUCAACGGACAUAAACGAAGUUCUACCUCUCUUUCUCUUCAUCAAGACGACUCGUCCGACCAUCAGAUUCCUUCUAUGGAUGGAAAGCAGUUUUGCCAAAAACUGUCUUCGGCAUGUGGUUCCAUUGCUUGUUCCAUGUUAACGAAGAGUACUCCUCAUCGUGCGAGUGUUGAUAUUCUUACCGAGGAGAAUAUAAACAAUGACCCUUUGGAUCGCUUCGUGAAUCAUGCGAAUCCUGAGCCUCUCAAUUUAGAAAUUCUAUCCUCGAAACCGUUUUCUAAGUCUAUGUAUACUGAUGAAACGAUUCAAUCUCAAGAACCUAAAUCUGUGGAUCAACUAGCUCAUAAUAAUUUACCUGAUUACGAUGCAAUAUUCGAACCAAGCACUAACGUUCUUAAUAAUGUAAAUCAUGAGAGCAAUUCCAUAGCAGAUUUAUUCUCUACUUGGAGAGAACCUACUGAAAAUUUGGAUAAAGAUUAUUUCAAUGAUGAGGGCGAUGCCAAUGACAUGUUUAGAACAUACUUUAGGGAUACUGAAGAUGAGAAUCAGGGCGACGAAUUUUCAAUGUUCGGCAUUGGACAGCAUACUCCUGCUACUUUGGACUUUUUCAACGAAAAUAAACUAUUCGCAGACCCUUCUAGUCUAAAGAAGGACGGCCCUUAUGACAUUAUUAACGUGCCACCGGACUAUGCUAGUGUUGAUUUAUCCAAUAUUUCUAACGGUCCAUCCUUCGAUCGAAAUAAGGUACAAGAUAAACAACCUGGUGUUAGUCCAUUACCGCAGAAUCCACAAUUCAAUGUUGAGGAUGAAGUUGUUCCAAAUAAGGAAGAAACUUAUAUAAAGUGUCCCGAAGUUUGGUCUAAAAUUAUGAGUCACCCCAACUUUUCUCAAUUGGACAUCGAUGAUUUAUGUGCUAAACUGAAACAGAAGGCCAAAUGCUCAGCGUCUGGUGUUGUUGUUGAUAAGCAAGAAUUGGAUCAGACAUUAAAGAAGCUUUAGUUAUUUAUCUAUUCUCGCUCGCCUUUUAUAAUUUUUUAUGAGAUUCCGAAUCCGAAGUGAGUGAGUGUC
Schizosaccharomyces cryophilus OY26 is the source of this 1723-nucleotide messenger RNA. Its product is annotated as transcription factor Pap1/Caf3. The record is from RefSeq and is a predicted model, not a curated record. The transcript has 2 exons. Gene Ontology annotation, cellular component: RNA polymerase II transcription regulator complex. Gene Ontology annotation, molecular function: DNA-binding transcription activator activity, RNA polymerase II-specific; transcription cis-regulatory region binding. The annotation marks the transcript as partial. Lineage: Eukaryota; Fungi; Ascomycota; Schizosaccharomycetes; Schizosaccharomycetales; Schizosaccharomycetaceae.